Molecule: messenger RNA, 865 nt
Organism: Hypomesus transpacificus
Lineage: Eukaryota; Metazoa; Chordata; Actinopteri; Osmeriformes; Osmeridae
Product: transcription factor BTF3 homolog 4-like
Exons: 6
Coding region: 121-597 (158 amino acids)
Source: RefSeq, a predicted model, not a curated record
CCGGAAUCAUCAUCAUCACCUCGUGCUAGUGUUGCAGAUGGUGAGGUAGCCUGGGUAAGUGGGUAAUCAAGUCUGUACUAACAACACCAGAGAGCUACUGACGACAGUCUUGACACAGUUAUGAACCAAGAAAAGCUUGCCAAACUCCAGGCUCAAGUCCGGAUAGGGGGAAAGGGAUCGGCCCGUAGGAAGAAAAAGGUAGUUCACAGGACAGCCACCGCAGAUGACAAAAAACUGCAGAGUUCUUUGAAGAAACUAGCUGUGAACAACAUUGCUGGUAUUGAAGAGGUAAACAUGAUAAAGGACGAUGGGAUGGUGAUCCACUUUAACAACCCCAAGGUUCAAGCCUCACUGUCAGCAAACACAUUUGCCAUCACUGGCCACGCAGAGACCAAACAGCUCACUGAGAUGCUGCCUGGGAUCCUCAGCCAGCUGGGGGCUGACAGUCUGAGCAGCCUGCGGAAACUGGCAGAGCACUUCCCCCGGCAAGCAUUGGAAACUAAGGCAAACAAACCAGAAGAUAUUGAAGAGGAAGAUGAUGACGUUCCAGAUCUUGUAGAAAACUUUGAUGAAGCCUCAAAGGAUGAAGCCAACUAAUGAAUCAAAGUCACCAUCAUCCACCCUUAUUUGGUCUCAAAGGUGCAUUUGUUACAGUUAUAAUGUAAUCGAGGAUUGCAAUGUUGGAGAAAUAUCAUAAUAUCAAGGACAACCACCAAGGGAUGUGUUCUGUUUUUUAACUUGGUGGACCUCUGCCUAACAAGAAAUACUACUGUUUAAUUUGCCUUUCAGAACUGUCAAGGAACCAUCAAUCGGAUGAUCCUGUAUUUAAAAUGUAUUGUUUAUUAAAGAAAAUGAUUCAUGAAAA